This is a messenger RNA of Aspergillus fischeri NRRL 181, 1647 nucleotides long. Its product is annotated as transcription factor domain-containing protein. The coding region runs from base 1 to 1647 and encodes 548 amino acids. The record is from RefSeq and is a predicted model, not a curated record. The transcript has 2 exons. Lineage: Eukaryota; Fungi; Ascomycota; Eurotiomycetes; Eurotiales; Aspergillaceae.
AUGGCCGGGAAUCCCGCCGUCUUAUCAACCAUCCCUCUCGACUACCACAUCUCUAUCAUCAAUCAACUUUUUGGGCCCGGCUCCGCCGCUCCACCGGCUGUCCGCUUGCCGAGCUACCUGGCUGGUCUUCCGGACAGACUGCACAGAGACGAUGUCGAGUAUCUUCGGCGUAGUGGGGCGCUUGACCUCCCCAGCGACAUGCUCCGGAACGAACUGCUGAAGAGUUAUCUGCUCUGGGUUCAUCCGCACAUGCCUAUCUUGGGACUGCAUGAAUUUCUAUCAGCUGUCGCCGGUGAUAAUGAUUCUCAUCGGAUCGGUCUGUUGCUAUUUCACGCCGUGCUGUUUGCUGCAUCAGCUUUUGUCGAUGUGUGUUAUAUCCGUGUCGAGGGAUAUCCUUCGCGCAGUGUUUUCCGAGAGAGUCUAUCCUGCAAAGUGAAGGUGCUUCUCGAUCUCGAAUGCGAAGACGACCGACUCGCUACUGCUCAAGCGAUUCUGUUGAUGGUAUCUCAUCCUGAGCCGCACCGCGACCAGAAAGAACUGACCCAGCGGUUGGGUAUCUGCCUCUCUGUGAUCAGCUCGAGUCAAACUCAAAUGGUCAAGGCAAACGCAAGAAAACAACAAAUAUGGAGACGGACGUGGUGGUCCAUACGCAAUCAUGUGCGAAUAACAUCGAGUAAUCUUCUUACCUUGAUGAAUGUUCCAGAAAACGGCGAUCUAUGCGACACCCCUCUGCCCAGUACGCACGAUUUCAGAUUUGGUGCUUUAUCUCCCAACGUCCAAACAUUGGUAGGGAGCUGCGACUUCCUCCGCGACAUGCAGUAUCAACAGUUCCUAGCGAGGUUGUUCAUUGAGAAAUCCAAGCUCUGUCAAAUAGGACAAUUUCCUGGACCAUCAGGAGACUUGUCUGACUCAACCAGUCGCGAGGGAGGACUUGCAAAUGCGGAGAACAAGGCUUCCCCUACUGAAAUCGCAGAGCUUGCCCAGAGAUUGGGCAGAUGGCACGCAGAAUUGCCACCCGCGCUUCGUCAUCAAUCACCAACCUCAUCAGCUCUCAGGGAACUGGAAAAAUUCAUACUUGUCCAUCGUGCCUGGAUGCUCUUGCUUUAUCUCGCCUCAGCGUAUGUCGUCUGCACUCGCAGUGUGGGGAGGAACAGCCACGCAGAGGAACACAUCCUAAACAAAAUCAGCCUCGUCUUCGAUGAACUGCAUCGCUUUGGCUUCAUCGACCUGCUUCCUAAUUCCAGCAUCGCUAUUCUCAUGCCCGCAGUGGAGUUUCAUAUCAAGACUGUCGAAUCGGCUUGCCCUCAAACGAACGAAGCGAGUCAAAGAAUGCUCCAGCAAUACUCAGAAAUCCUGCAUCAGUUGCAAGAUAGCUCUGCUCUUGCCGGUCGCAUGAUUGAGGAAUUGAACAAUAUCACCGCUCCUGGAACUCAGAACGACCUGUCCAGAGUAAUCACUUCAGAAUCCGCCAUAGCGGAACAACCAGUUUCGAAUGCUGAUUUUGCACUAAACGAAACUGACGACUUUUACAAUUUUUUGGAAUCCGGCAUGUCCUUUGCAAACGUUAUCCCGCCAGGAGAUAACAGCCCAAACAUCGGGCUCGAUCCUCCUCUCCGUAAUGAGAGUUAUUUUUCACAAUUUCCGUGA